Molecule: messenger RNA, 7342 nt
Organism: Pipra filicauda (Wire-tailed manakin)
Lineage: Eukaryota; Metazoa; Chordata; Aves; Passeriformes; Pipridae
Exons: 6
Coding region: 133-870 (245 amino acids)
Source: RefSeq, a predicted model, not a curated record
GAAAGCUCUGCAGUUUGGCUGGAGGGAAAAAGGCUACAAAAGAAGAUCUGCCUUCCCACAGGAGAAAAAACCUCCCACCAGACCUUGAUUCAGGCUUAAAUUGUACAUACAUCUGGUACUGAUGUCUGGUACAUGACACUGAUGCUGUCAGCUAUACGACAGAACCUCCAGGUGGUUUCUCCUCAGAGAGCUACAACCAAAGUAGCCUGUUUCUGGCCAAUCCAGGACACGGAGGUUUUGAAGGGACACAAGAAAAAUAGAGCCAAAGUAAACAUCAGCAAUGAAAGAGGAGAGGAAGAAACAAAAAUAGCAAUGGAAAUCUGUCAGGAGGCUGAACGUGGUCUUUUGCGAUGCCUGUGUCUUCCCAGAUGCAACAAAACCGAGACUGGAGAGGCAGAUGGAUCAUUCUUUACCAGCUGCCAAGGCCAAUACUGCUGUAUAGCCCUUGCUCUCAGCAACGUCCUCAGUGUCCUGGUGAUGGGGUGCCUUGUAAGGACUGCAGAUCAAGCUUCGUACUACCUUUGCACUUCAGGCUCUCUGUGCUGCAUAAAGCUGCACCGUUCAGAAGAAGCAAGACUGUCUUUCCUUACAGCUACGAUGCUGCACCGCUUUCGACACAGCGUGCUUUUCCCUGCGUUUACCUGGGCGGCUGCUGCUCUUUCUGCUGCUGCUGGGGCUGCUGCAGUCUUGCUGCCUGCGCUUCACCCUGGCUUGAUUGACUCGAAACUCUCUCGUCUGCACAUUGCUAAGGAAGAAGAACGAUGGAGCCGCAUUUUUUUUUUUGUUGGCUCUGGAAGCAAAGGGUUGCGAUAUGUGAUGAUUUUGGGAUUUUUUUGGUGGGGGGGAAGGAGGAGAAAAGAAGGGUGUUAAUCUAGGAUGGGGUGGGUGAAAGCUUAAAGAAAUAUUAUGUAAAGUAAUCCAGUGCUCGACAAGGGCAUCAGCAACAAGAAUCCAGCCUCUGCUGCUCCACAGGAUUAACAUGGGGAAGCCACAGUGCUGCAGUCAGGUUUCACCUCAGUGUUGUGCUGGAGACGGAUAAAUAAGGUAUCGGUUGCAUCUGCCUGAUAAGGCAAAGCCAAAGGGAGAAGGAGAGAGCGAGCAAAUGCAAAUGCAAAGGAAGAAGAAACGCUACGUGCCGUUUGUCUGAUUCUGUGGAUUCUCAUUGCAGAGAGGAUGGCUUGAUUAACAAAGCAAUGUAUGGACCGAGGGACUGUAAAUCGUAGCUUGAACACUCCUGGUGCUGUCAAGGAGUGAACUGAUGAGUUAGGUGGCUGCAGGAAUAUCCCCAGGGAAAACAGCAGCCACUCACUCCAUGUAUAUCUGUGUAUGUAUGUGCUUUUGUGUGUGCGUGAACAUGUAUGGAAAUGAAAGCAAGACAUUUCUGACCAAUUUACAGAGGACUUUUGUCACUCUGCUGGGUCAGACCUGAUUGCAGCUUGUAUUUUCAGCUAUAGCUCUACACCCAUUUCCUGACUGAGGUGGCACUUUGUGAAAACAGAUGGUAGGCAGUAUUCUUUUAAGAAAUAUGAAAGCAGAUCCUUUCUGCUUAACACCUUAAAGCACUGAAUCUUCUGCACUGUGCUGAGAAAAACCAUGGGGCUUCGUUUUCUCCAUCUUAAAAUCUCUAUAAACACAGCUGUAUUCAGUAUGGUGAAAAGUUCUAUACUGUAAAUAGAAAUGUGAUCAAUCUAAUCAAAAUAAAUGCAUCCCAGAUGACUUCUAGACCAGCUGGCUACCACAGUCAUCAGAUGACUAAAUCCUCAACUGGGCAUUUAUAUUCAGUGUUAUAUUUGCAUCUUUUUCUUUUCUUUUUUUUUAGAUUUUCAAAAUCAGCCUCUAAUUGAAAAAGAUUCUUCAUAUAUUGAGAAAAGGCAAUGCUUACAUUUGGCAAUCAAUUUCUGUGAAAUGUAGCUGGGUGUAUUUUUUACUGCCAAACCUGCAUGAGGAAGACUGUGUUUUUAGGGCAGGUAGACUUGUCACGGUAGAGGCAUAUUUCAUUUGGUAGGCAGCUCAGCUUGGCCAUGUCUGAACAAUGCAGAAAUAGGGGAAACAAGUGCUGCAGUCAGCUAGCAAGGCUUGGCAUGGCUGCUAGCAGCUGCAUACCGAGAAAGAGGUUUUUUUCCCUUUCCUUUUUUUCCCUUUUGUACAAAGCCAUAGACCAUAAUGUCAACCUAAAAUAUGUACGAGGGGAUUUUCCAAUAGUCAUGGUGAGCUACCCUGCAAGAUGCCGGACUGGUCCUUCCACUGUUUGUUCCCCCGCCUACAAAGGCAGCCCUCUGUGUUGGAUUAUAUUUAGCCAGCUGUUGGAUAACAUUCUUGUGCUGGGGGCAAAGGAGUCUUAUUACUCCCAAACUGUAGUUUUCUGUUUGCUUAAAGAAAAAUAACUUUGGCAAUACAGCAGGCUCUGCAAAGGAGUUUAUGCCACUACCUAUACCUUUCUGAAACUGUCAUGUUCUUCUAACUCAGGCAGCUUAAAGCAAGAAAGGAGGGAGGAGGAGAGACUCUUAGCUCACAGCUUCAAAGCUGCAGAGAUGAGCAAAAUGUCAGCAGCUUGUAAUUAGGAGCCCACGGUUACGUCAGUGACUGUAUCUCUCCAAGAAUAGCUAUGUGAUGUGUGCCACAAAGCAAAGGAAGACUCUCAAAACCUGGUUAACAAGCCUGGUUCAAACAAGAAAGAGCAAAAUGGAUUAAUGAAUCUGCUGUGUUCCUAAAUCAGAUGUGGAUGGAUUACAUGCACAAGGCUUGCUGAAUUCUGCAGCAGUGAAGACUGAAUUAUCAGUUUGUUAGAGGGCAAGACAUUCACCGAAAGUGCAAAUCUUUCAGAAAAAAAUGCAGAUGAACAAUCUAUCCUUGAAAAUGUCUUUCCGAGCUCUGUCCUGUACAGGCAGCUGCAUGACAUGGAGGCAUGCUCGGAAGAGACCAGCAAGCUACGCACGAAGGUGUUUAGAGGAAGGGUAUAAUUAAACAUAAAGCAGGCUCGAUGAAAUUCUGUUCUGGCAUUACAGAUUUGAUACCAAAAUACCACCCCAGAGAAGACUGGCUGGGCUCUGGUGUGAUUUAUAUUAAGGCUUCUCUGGUUAAGAGCAAGGGGGGAGGGACGGGGCUUCGUGCAGCAUCUUGCAGUCAUGCAGAAAUCCCCAGAGCUGUGGGAAGUAGGAGGGAUGGGUGCAGCUAUGUGCUCUUAAAGACACAUGCCCAUAUCCCACCAAGGGGCUUUCUGACCUCUGCAAUUAUUUUUAGGUCUGUGAAGGCAACUCGGCAGUGCUUAAGCAGUGAGAUUGCAGGGGGUGCUUAAUCUGCUGCGACUGGCCUUUCUCUGUGUCAUGGCUGGAAUAUGUUAACAGUGCUUUUAUCAGUACCCCUCCACCACAUCCAGUGUGCAUGUCUGUCAGUGUUCCCGUCGCCCAAUUGCUGGAAGUCUGGUGUGGUUCCUUGCUCUCAGCAGAAGUCACUUGCAGUUAAGCUCUGUUGUAGUUGCUCUUUAAUUUACCGGGAUAGGUAGAUUGUCUUACACAAACAGUGGGGUGGGUGGUUUUUGGUUGUGGUUGUUUUUUUUGACUGUGAAUACAAAUUUGUAGGAGGAGGUGACUCUGUAUAUUAAACCAAUAGCUCUUUGAAUUGUGUGUAGUAUAAUUUAAAUAUACUCACUUUAAUUAAUAGAAGGUUACAAAAGCUGGCAUUGUCUGGGGCUGUUUAAUUUACAUCUUAGGUUUAGUCAAUGAGCAUAACCUGACUGAUUAGAAUAGUGUAUUCUGCGCAGCCAGCAGGGUGGAAGGCAUUAUUUUGUUUGUGUUAGUUCAAACAGCUGGUCAUUAAUGCAGGCCCCAUCUCCAGAAUGAAGUGCUAGUGGACAUGAAUGGCUGCCUGAUUAAUGCUGCCCCUCGAUGGGUCCUUCAUCCAGCAGCGAUGCUCGUAGCAGAAUAAUGCAGCGAGAUUUGAUUGCACUCUAACAGGGUAGUAUGUCAUUGUGUCACCGAGUGAUCGAGGUUAUUAUGGGGCAGGGCAGACAGACGGGACAGUGGGGUUACUAGACCGUGGCAUUUUUAGAAAUGCAGGGCUGACCUACUUAGAGUUAUUCUUGCUGGCUGGCAGCUGCCUGGUGCGGGGCUCCCCCGGAUAGGCUGCGGCUGUUGCUAGGGGGAAUUAGCAUGAAUUUUUCCACAUACAGACUCAGUGAUUGAAUGAUAAAAGCUGACUGGAAUUAAAGAGAUUCGGUUCAGUAUUAUGCAGAUUUAUCUCCUCAUUUUUUUUCUCUCUGUCAAGUGCAUAAAAAGGGGCAGAAAACAGUUUGUUUCCAUUUAUUUUUGACCUAUUUUUUUUUCCGGGGAAGGCCAGAAGUGUUGUGAAUUUUUGAUCGUAAUUUAAUAUUUAAACCAUUGAAAUGAUAUGAUAGUGGGCAUACAUCUUUAAUGUAUGGAAGGUUCAAAUGCUAUGUCUCUGGAAGGGAAUGAAAUGAAUAACAUAUUUUGUGUUCUGGUCAGACUGCUGCCUCUUUCGAUCUGAAGCUGUGUCAGAUUCCCUUAUCUGGAAAGGGGAAACAUAUAACAGGUUUUAUUGCAUAACAUUACUCUUGUCUAUUUUUAGCUAUCUGUACUUAAAAAAAAUUAGUCCUGUUUACGUUAGUGGAUGAAAUUAAUCCCCAGGCUAUGCCUCAUGUAUGUGGAGACAGAUGCCCCAGGUAGCUAUGGUGUUGUGGGUCAUGUUCAUCUGAAAAGGUGUUUACAUACUGCAAACUUAUCAGCACUGCAUACCUAGCAGCGUACUGAUGCCUGGCAUGUAAUCACAUCAAUAAGAGAAUGUCUUCUGGAUUUCCGAGUCUUUUUCAGGCUUUGGUUUGAAAUUGGAUUCUCUAGAUGGCCUUCCUUUAUUUAUCUACAUCUGCCUAAAAGAGUGGUAUCUUUUCAGAGAACUCUGUGCUCUCUCAGGAAGCAAAUAAAAACAAUACUCAGUGAAGAAUCCUUUGAUGUAAUUAUGAAUAUUUCCUUUGUUAUCAUCACUAAUUAUAGAAGAUCAUUGUUUAAAUUGCUGUCCCCCUCUGUAUGAUCUUUUGCCACAUGAAGAAGUUCUAAUUUAGUGCUUAUAAUUUCAAGUUAAAUUUUCAUGGCAACACAUCAUGACAUCACACUCGAAGAACUGGGAAUUUUCAAGAUAAAAGACAGUGAGGAUGGGGGAGAAGGACCCACAUGUCUUUGGAAUUGCAAAAUAAAAAAUAUGACUUGGUGAUGAAAAUUAGUGAACUCAUUUUUGUCUGAAAUAGUUUAAUUUGAAAUAUUAUAUGAAUGAGAUACCUUUUAGAGAGGUGUGAGCAGCAUGCAUGUCUGUCUGGACAGCCAGCAGCCUCCCUGGAACCAGUGCUCUCCUGCUUUGGCCCCUGGAGUUUCUUGGAAAGCAAUGAAGAGGAAGAAACUGGAAAUGAAGACAUGAAUUUGAAUGCAUUUUGUGACUGAGGCAAAACAUUCAGUUCCUACAGAGUUGAAUUUCCAGCUCUCUUUCCUGGCAUUGAUUCAUUACUGAAACUCAUAUCACUUCCUUCUCUGCUCCUUCCUGAUGGUCUCAUGAAGUGACAGAUUUUUAGAGAAGUGAAAGUGAAGAGGGGUACUAUUUGAUGCCCACUAACUGUGUUUGCCUUGCCUGUCCCUGGAGGUGACUGCAGAAAGUUUUGGGUCCACUUGCCUCAGCAAUAUUCUCAUGAUCAAAGUCUGAUCUCCUGCUCCACUUUCCUGCCGGAUGCUGCAGGAUGCUAGGCAACAGACCUUUGUCUACAAUUGUCUGUUGAAGUUCUUGCCCUUGUUGGUUGUAGCCAGUUGCAGUUUCAUCCAAUUCACCUGAGAUAUUAGCUGAAUUGGGCUUCAGGAAAUCAAAAUAAGCAUGCAAUGCUAUAUUAAAGCAGAAAUCCAUUUUCUAGUGAAAAAUAUUUGAGUGUUAUCUUAUUUUGGUAUAUUCUUGCUAAGAAAGGGGGAGUUCAAAGAAAAGCAACAGACAAGAUAAAGCAUAUACUCCGUGGAAAAGAGUUGUAUGCUUGUUGUUUAUUUGGGAUUUCAACACAGUGAAUGUUUAUAACAAACAUCAAAUCGGACAGUUUAACAAACCAUCAAGUGGUAUAUUAAAUAUAAAAAAUAUAAUGCACAAGAAAUUGUAUUCAGCAUUAAGCUACUUCUCUGAAAGUCUCUUUAAUGGCAGUUAUUCCAAAUAAAUGAAUGUAUGAAUGAUCUGAUCAUAAUACUUUGGGUAAUUAUAAGUAGCAGAAAUAUGGAGUUAAUGAAACAAAACCAAAAUCUGAGCUUUGUAUGUGUGUGUAUAAGGCAUAAGAAACAGGACACCAGAGGAGUUAGAAAUAUAUGUCUGUGUUGAAAAUAUUGUCAAUUGUGCACAUUCUUUUGAGAAAACCAUGUUAAUCAUUUUCUGAUGAUCUCCUCUGAGGUUUCUAUUGUUGCUACAACUUACACCUCCUACCUUGAAGUUUCUUACCUACAAAAGAUUGUGCUGUAUUGUUCAACAUUCUUGUACCAUGACCUCUCCUGUGAGCUAUGAAAGAUCUAUUAUGCUAGGGUGGCUAAAUGAGUGCUGAUUUACUGGGAGCAUAUGCAGGCAGUAAUUUUAAAUUUUUUUUCUCAGCAAAAUACCCAGAAUCCUACCUCCAUUUGCAGCUGUGAGGUGGCUGUGCUGCUUGGUGUAUUCCUGACUUCAAAGUCUUGGCAGGUCAUGGAUUUGUUGGGCAUUUUGUGAUUUUAUUGCAACUUUAUGUUUUUCUGAAAAUGAUCAGAGGAUACAGGAUAUAGAGCAACCCAUCUAGAUUUCCAUGAAGGGAUUACAGCCAGAAGGAGUGAGUUGACUCCCAGCCUUUACCUCCUGCCAGGGCCUUACAGAUCAGUUAUUCUGCAGCAGAUGUGUUUUAGUUCCGAUUUCAAACCAAAAGUACAAGGAAUUGUAUCGUAUUUCUUAAAAGACUGGCAGUUAGCACAUUCCUUUUAUUGCAAUGCAGUAGGGAAUACAAAUGUUUUACAAAUUAAAAUAAUCCUUACAAGAUUUUUUUCUGUGAUCCAUUAACACGGAAGCAAAGUCUGUAAUUUCCAUCAGCCAGGAGCAGCAUUAUUGUGGCUCCCACAUUCAUGGUUUUCCUGCAUCUGUGCAUAUGUGUGCCUAUGCACUCAGAAAUGCUACAUACAUGUAGCAUGUGAAUGUGUAUACAGGACAGAAGCAGAACUUACACAAAUACAACACUGAGGCAUAUAUAUAGUGUGUGGUCACAGUGUAAUACCCAAACCUGUACCUCUAGAUAUAUGAUAGUGGUUUGUUUAUGAUGAAAAGUGACUUGACAUAAAAUUUGUGCAGUUCUUGUGUA